Priapulus caudatus is the source of this 2350-nucleotide messenger RNA. Its product is annotated as DAZ-associated protein 1-like. The record is from RefSeq and is a predicted model, not a curated record. Gene Ontology annotation, molecular function: RNA binding. The transcript is spliced from 12 exons. NCBI's taxonomy places the organism in Eukaryota, Metazoa, Priapulida, Priapulimorpha, Priapulimorphida, Priapulidae. Bases 99 to 1445 code for a protein of 448 amino acids.
GCCACAAUCGUUCUUUCAGCCAUUUUAUUGCUUAGCUUCGGUGUCUGAUUUCGGCGUGGUUUUCAUAAUUUUAGAUUUCUUAUAAAGUAUACGUCAUAAUGUCUCAAGGGAAGCAAGAUAGACAACAGGAUGAAGUAGGGAAAAUGUUUGUUGGCGGGCUUAGUUGGAAGACGACACAGGAAUCGCUGCACAUCUACUUCAGCAAGUAUGGGGAGGUAGUCGACUGUGUCGUUAUGAAAAAUCCGGAGACCGGCAAGUCACGAGGAUUUGGUUUUGUCACAUACAAAGAUCCGAGUUGCUUGGAGACCGUGCUAUCCAUACAACCUCACCUGCUUGAUGAUAAACAGAUUGAUCCGAAAGCGUGCAAUCCACGUGGUUCACAGAAGAAAACUUCACAUGUGACUAAGGGAAAGAAGAUAUUCGUUGGAGGUCUUGCACCGACUGCAAGCGAGAAUGAUCUAAGAGAGUUCUUCUCAAAAUAUGGCAAUGUGACGGAGGUUAGCAUCAUGUAUGACCAACAGAAGCAGCGUUCUAGAGGCUUUGGAUUUGUAUCAUUCGACUCGGAGGAGGCUGUAGAGAACACUGUAGCCGAACACUACAUCAACAUCAAUGGCAAACAGGCUGAGAUCAAACGCGCCGAGCCGCAGAGCGGACGUGGAGACGGUGGCGGUCGUGGCGGUGGCGGAGGCGGCGGCGGCGGCCGGUCCUUCAAUAACAUGGGCACCUGGAACCAGUCCAAUGGCAAUGGUCAGAUGGGCGGCGGCAUGCCCCAGGGCUGGGGUGGAGGACCGCAGGGAGGCGGCUGGGGGCAACAAGGCUUCAUGCCCCAAGGACAAUGGGGCCAGCAACAGUUUGGAGGCCAGUGGGGUCAGGGAUUCCCUCAACAGCAACCCUUCAUGCCGAAUCAAGGAGCUGGCGGUGCGGGUGGAAUGGGGCAGGGCUUUGGCCAGUUCCCACAGCAGAACCCACAGCAGCAGGCUGCCAUGUACUCACAGCAGCCAUCCGGAAACUGGACACAGCCGCAGCAGAUGGUACCACAAGGCCAGAGCAUGCCAGCUCAAAUGCCAUCGCAGAUGGGACAGAUGCCUCCAAAUACAAACUUUGGCAUGGGCAGCUACCCUCAGGAGCAGUCUAGCUACGGCCCUGCGCGGGGGGGCGUUGCUCCGGAUACCAGCAGCAGUGCAAGCGCCACCCCCCAGUCACAGUAUGGAGCUAAUUAUAACUAUGCUCAACCUGGAUUCCAAGGCAACAUGCCCGGAAUGGCAACUCCAGGUGGUGGACCACAGGGUGAUAGUCCCGUUGUCUCCCAAACUCCACCAACACAGGUGUACCAGUCGCCUCAAGGGAUGCCAGCCCAACAGACAACUCCAGCAGGGUACACACGAGACCCACGGGUCUCCCAGAGCAACAGCACCCCAAGCUUCCAUCCCUAUCGGCGACAGUAGAACAAGCAAUGUCGAACAGCUGAGUGUGAAUAGCUCCGUACUGUGAAGGAGAGAUCCCUUCUCCACCUAUGGGAUUAACCUGAGCUAUACAGCAUGGGUUUUCUUGUUGUUGAAAUAAUUUGUUGUGAAUCUUCUUGUAAUGUAACAGGCCCAAAUAGGCCUUCACUAUGAGGUAUCAAAACACACAAUGUCACCAAGUUUAUAUCUUUCAACCAAGAACUAGUUCAAUUCCAAGUGUUUGUCAUUGUGAGAGAAGGAUGAUUUCAGUUUACGGCGUACAACGGUAUGGGCCCAACGGUAUUUUCCAGGGUGGAUUUCUACCUUGCGGAAUUCCUUCCAUUUUUUAAGACAUGUCAUCAUGUCUCUGUGUUUAGUUUUAUGUUUUAUGAUUCACUACUGGUCAAGAUCUGAUGUUGGAGACCAUUGAUAUAGGGGGCGAGAAUGUAAAGGGGGAGGGUUUGCACUGGUAUGUGUGUGUCUUGUGCACGUCGUCUUAUGUGUUUGAUGUUUUAAACUAGUGCAAGGCAAGGUCAUGUUAAUUUGUGAGACAUUGGUGUCAUUUGUAAAUAUGAAAAGUUUUUUUUAUACCAUCAUAAAAUUUAGUUUCACCGGAACCAUAAUCAUUCUAAUUGUGUUGGAAAUCUCCUAACAUCUGCAGAAAAACGUGAAUUCAGUAAUUCAUUUAAUUUUAACCAUACUGCAAAAGUGCAAAAUAUUAUUGCCUAGUGCAUGUAGUGUGUUUUAGAUUUAGGAGUCCAGACACAUAGAUUACACAACUGUUAAUUAUCACUAGAAGAACACCAUGUUAAUGCUGUGUGUUGUGUUCAAUUAAAUGUGAUUCAUUAUAAUUGUCAGCCUCCCUUGUAUGUUGCGUGAAAAAAAAUAAAAGUACGUAAAAUAAGGUA